Molecule: messenger RNA, 1077 nt
Organism: Schistosoma rodhaini
Lineage: Eukaryota; Metazoa; Platyhelminthes; Trematoda; Strigeidida; Schistosomatidae
Source: the annotation of a GenBank genome assembly
AUGUCAAAAUUAAGACAGUCAUGUCUUAGAUCUCUCCAUGGCAUCCGCUCUGUUUAUUAUCUGCUUGCAAACGCAAUCCCCAAGAGUAGAGUUGUGAGAAACGUUUUAGUGCGCUCUAUUCUUGCAAUCUUUGCCAGUUAUCUGCUGUUUUUGGAGCUCUAUUUUGUAUUGCCUUAUUUAUUGGAGGAAGAGAAAUACUUGGCAUACGGCAUCUUGCUGUUUAUAUAUACUUGUUUUUGUUCGAGUGUUACAUUGUGUAUUUAUAAAGAUCCAAGUAUUCGUAACCUAUUGUUAUCGUCUAAGUCGAGACCAGAUUGGACUUAUUGUCUGACAUGUCAAACUUUACGACCGCCUCGUGCUCACCACUGUUUUGACUGUGCUAUAUGUGUUCUUCGACGUGAUCAUCACUGUACUAUUUUAGGUCAAUGUAUUGGUCAUGCAAAUUGGAGAUAUUUUUGUAAUACAUUAUUAUAUGGUUUAUUAGGUUGUGCUUUUAUGACUUAUUAUCAUUUAACAUUAGUAUUUCACUCAGAUUAUUUCCCUAUUACAUGGUCUAUAUAUUAUAAAUUAUUAUGUAUGAUAACACCACCUGGUUUUAUGUGGUUACUAGGUUAUUUAACAUUAAUACAAAGUAUCCUUUUCUUAACAACAUGUUUAUUAACUUUAAUAACAUGUUUAUUAUUUGUAUUUAUUAUAUAUGAAUUUAAUUUAAUGUUUACUAAUCAAACAAUGUAUGAACGAACAUUUAAAUCAUUUGAUCAAUGUUAUUGGAGUGGUAGUCAUGAUGAUGAUAAUCACCACACUACAGGUAUGAAACGAUUCGGCAAAGAGAUGAGUAGUAGUACUACUACUAGUAGUAGUGGUAGUACAGCGAUAAGUACAUCGGUAUUACAUCAUCGACGACAACAAUCAUUAUCUAAUCAUUAUUCAUCCUUAUAUGAUAUUGGUUAUCAAAAUAAUAUUAAACAAUAUUUAGGUGAACAUUGGAUACUUGCUAUUCUAUGUCCAUUUAUUCAUUCACCAUUAACUACAGAUGGAUUAAGUUAUCCAAUAUCAGAUAGUGUAAAAUUUAAAUGA